AUGCGAGCCCCCCUCAGGCAAGCCAUCAACGAUGCAAGGAUGACUGACGGUAGGGAGGAGAUUCGUCAGGACUCUCUUGCUGACGACAUCGUUGAGAGAGAAGCAUGGCUGAGAUCCUUCGGCAUGACUCCCUAUACCUCUCCAGGCGACUUCGACAUGUCUAAGAUCAAGAAGAAGAGCGCUGAGUUUCUGGAGGAGAAGAAGAUCAAUGGUACACUUUCUGUCGACAAGCUUCCAUCCUGUGAGAAGAUCCCUGGCAAGGUCACCGCUAGCUUCAAGCAGCACCUCAAUGCUCUUAAACAACCUACAAGGGACUGCCUGACUUCACCCGAGUGGAGAGGUGCUCGCAACCAAGUCCGCCAGGCUCUUGAACAAAACAGCAUUGAGAAGAUGGUUGUCCUUGGUCCGGGCAGUAUCUUCGCCUGUACCACCGAGUACACCUUUUGGCAAUAUGAAAUGGCCUUCAUCCUAGCCAUCUUUGAACUCGUUAAGCAACAAGACCAGAGCACAAAGACUCGCACUCCUGUGCUCUACUUCCAGGAUCCGAAAUUCUGCAUCGCAGACUAUCUUUUGCUGAGCGAGCUCGGUGGCCAAAUUGUCGAUCAUCCGGAGGCUUUUGUACGCCACAUUGACGAACGCACCCUCGUGUUCGCAAAUCUGCAUCUCGUCGGUAAGCCUUUACCUUUCAGUGAAGAGCCAUCGCAUAAAGAACUGAACAUCGUCACUGUCCAACAGAGUCUUCCAGCGGCUACCGAAAAUGCACUCUACCUCCAGAGCAAGUACAAUGAGUUUGAUCCCAACUUCGACAUCCGCGGCGUAGCUGACAGGUUCAUCGCGGAAAGACAAAGUGCCGAAUUGCACGAGACGAUGCUCCAUCUGUUCACUAGCAUUCCUGACAGUGAGAACAAUCUUUUUGGCCUGAUGUCUAUCUUCUGGUUACCAUCAGUAGAAGACAGUGGUACCCUACGUCAGACAAAGCAGGUGGAGUCGUUGGGCAAGAAGGCCAAGAAAUGGUUGGAAUCGUUGUAA
Molecule: messenger RNA, 1029 nt
Organism: Aureobasidium melanogenum CBS 110374
Lineage: Eukaryota; Fungi; Ascomycota; Dothideomycetes; Dothideales; Saccotheciaceae
Exons: 5
Coding region: 1-1029 (342 amino acids)
Source: RefSeq, a predicted model, not a curated record